GUUUGAUGAUUUCCUCUGUUGUGUCUAAUAAGGGAACAGUGAGUGUCAUUGGCAGCUGUGAGUCUCUCUCUCUCUUUAGGGGGCUGACAGGAGCCAGUUUCUUCAGUGUGUUUGAGGAGCAGACGAGAAACUUGUGCUGUGCUCUGAGUUGAUGAAAUAGUGUGUGUCGAGCUGAAGGAGAAGAUGGAGAACUGUCUGAUGCUGAUGUUUCUGUGUUAUAUGAUAAAACUCAUCACCUCUGACAGUGUAAAUGUGAGGCUGGUGAAUGGUAAUAAUCCCUGUGCUGGUCGAGUGGAGGUUUAUAAUGAUGGUCAGUGGGGAACAGUGUGUCAUGUUGGCUGGGAUAUGACUGAUGCUGCAGUGGUGUGUAGAGAGCUGGACUGUGGGACGGCUGUAAACGCAACACGUAGUGCUCACUUUGGACCGGGAUCAGGACCAAUUUCAAUGGGUUAUGUAGAAUGUAGUGGAUCAGAGACUGCACUGAAAGACUGUACAUCAUACGGCACAGGGGGCUGUAAUCAUGGUCUUGAUGCUGGUGUCAUCUGUUCAGGUCGUCACCCCAAACUUGUUAAUGGAUCUCACCUGUGUUCUGGAAGAUUAGAGAUACUUCAGGAGAACAAACAGUACACAGUGUGUGACGCUGUCUUUGACCAGCAGGAUGCAGAGGUUGUGUGUAGAGAGCUGGACUGUGGGGCUCCUGUACAGGUGCUGGGAGCAGCUGCUUUUGGUAAAGGAAACGCUCAGAUGUGGACACAAGAGAUUCAGUGCAGAGGAGAUGAAUCACACAUUCGACGCUGUCCUUUGUCAACUUCUAAAAAAAACUGCAACCAUGACAAUGACAUAGGACUGAUAUGCUCUGGUUACACUGAGGUUAAACUAGUAAAUGGUUCAGACUCUUGUUCUGGACGAGUGGAGCUUCGGUUCCUCAAAGAGUGGGGCACAGUGUGUGAUGCAUGCUGGGAUAUGAGAGCUGCCAGUGUCCUCUGUAGACAGCUGAAUUGUGGGAUUGCUGUGUCUGUUGUGGGAUCAGACUGGUUUGGAAAGGGAGUUAAUGCAACCUGGGCUGAUGUGUUUGAUUGUGACGGGAAUGAAACAAAACUCUCAGAAUGUUCCAUCUCUUCAUGGAGUCGAGCUGAAUGUUCUCACAGACGAGAUGUUGGAGUCAUCUGCUCUAAAAGUAAAGCUCAUCUGGAGAACUGCAGCUCUUCACAAACUCUCAACUGCAGCUCCACACAACAUCUGUCAGUGAGGAACACUGGUCGAGGGUCCAUCAGGCUGGUGGGUUCUGGGGGAGACUGUGCGGGGAGGCUGGAGGUUUUUCACAGCGGCUCAUGGGGGACAGUGUGUGAUGACUCCUGGGAUAUUAAAGAUGCCCAUGUGGUGUGCAGACAGCUGCAGUGUGGAGUGGCCCUCAGUAACCAGCAGGUACCAGCCUGGUUUGGUCCUGGUUCUGGACACAUAUGGCUGGAUGAGGUGGAGUGUGAGGGGAAUGAGACGUCCCUGUGGAGCUGCUCUUCUUCAGGCUGGGGAAAACAUGACUGUAAUCACAAGGAGGAUGUAGGAGUUGUGUGCUCAGAGUUUAAAGAGAUCAGGUUAACUGAGGGCUGUGAAGGGAAUGUGGAGGUUUUCUACAAUGGAUCCUGGGGUAAUGUGUGCUGGAACCAGAUGGACAGAGACACAGUGAGUCUGAUCUGUCAAGAGCUGAACUGUGGAAGAUCUGGUGUUUUGUCUGAUUCUACAGCAAGAGUGGAAUCAGCUCCUAACUGGCUGGAUAAAGUAAAAUGUCGACCACAUGACUCAAAUCUGUGGCAGUGUCCAUCUUCACCCUGGGGACAGAAUGACUGUAACAAGGAUGAAGUGGCCAAAAUCACUUGCUCAAAUGAGGAGAAUCAAGAGUCUCCUCGGAGUCGUCUGACAUGUUUUGUCUUUCCAUCUCCUCAACAGAAACAUUGUUCAAAUCAUGUUCCUCUCAGACUGAGUGGAGGUAAGGGCCGGUGCUGGAGUCUGAUCUCUGAAGAACUGCAUUCUGGGUAUGAAGAUGCUGAUGAGCUUCUCUCAGCAAAAGAUUUCAAGACUGCAUAUUAUGAUGAUGUCACUAAUGACAGUGGCCUAAAAGAAGAGAUGGUGAAGGAAAUCACAGCGGGAUACUAUGAUGAUGUCAUCACUGAUGGACUGAAACCAGAUCUGGACACACCAGAGAAUUAUGAUGAUGUCAUCAUUAAUAGACGGAUCUCUCAAGGGGUAACAGAGAGAGUUCAGGAGGAGUAUGAUGAUGUCAUGAGUGUCAGUGAAGAUGUGACAAACCUGUUGAAUUAUGAUGAUGUGGAGGAGGAGUCAGACAAGGAAGGGGGUCAUUUGGCUCAAUGA
Molecule: messenger RNA, 2367 nt
Organism: Carassius auratus (goldfish)
Lineage: Eukaryota; Metazoa; Chordata; Actinopteri; Cypriniformes; Cyprinidae
Product: scavenger receptor cysteine-rich type 1 protein M130-like
Exons: 15
Coding region: 184-2367 (727 amino acids)
Cellular component (GO): membrane
Source: RefSeq, a predicted model, not a curated record